UCGCAAAACGAUUGCGGUGAGCGCCGGCGGUUCUCAGUUCCACACGAUAAGCUAAAGUGCGUUCCGAACAUUUAACAAUCAAAAGAAUCUUCGAAAAGUCACAGCAAGACGUUAAUCGUUGCGAAAAAAUAAACAAUUUUUAUAUAAAUAAAUAAUAGUGUUGAUAAAAUAUGUGUAUAUUUAUGUGAUAAGUUGCAGGAGACAAGUUUAGUACAUUUAAAGAAGAAGUUUCGUUGAAUUUUUGAUUUGUUUGCUGCAUUGCGGGACAAUAUUUGUGCUGCAAUAGAGUUGUGCCGAGUUUUGAGCGUGUGCCAAUGCUGAAGCGCCCCAAGCAAUUAUAAUUACAAUCGAAAUUACUCCGCAACCCUUUGCGACGCGUGUGAAACAAAGAGCAACAACAAAGACGACGAUUACGAUCGCGACGGCGCGCGACAAAAAACAUCAGCGUUGCGAAAGGAAAAAGGAGCAAACAGAAGAUGAAAUUAAUGUAACACUAUGGAGGAGGCUCAAAGACAAAGAAUUUCAAAACUAAUGCAUCAGAUGAUCAGGAGUGAUGUGCAGUUGAUGCCGAGCGGGUAAUAAACACCGAGAUAUUGUCUAAAAAGAAGUUUAAAUAAAAAUAUGUGUGAGGAUAAAUCGCCGCCGAUUGCUACGGCUGAGGAUUUCGGUUUGGAGGAUUCUCCGAGUGGUGAACGCACAGAUUCGACAUUCAGGUGUACGGAUGAUGAGGAUGAUGCUGAUAGUGGGACUACAGCGACUUCCACCACGGUGGAAACAACAAGAGAAGUGAUUUUGGAAGUGAAUGUUGAUCGACCUUUGCCACGAAUUGGACCAACAAACAGUAAAAUUCUGUGGACACGCGCGGUGCAGAAGCUAAUCGAGGCAAAGCGACGCCGAAAUUUCGCUGAUGUUGCCAUGACAGCACUCGAAAUGCAUCGCAAGCGCGUGCAACUCUUAGAAACAAUUCAAAGCCCCGUUGAAACUCCAGAUUCUUGCACUAUAGACUUCCCACUCGACAAUGGCAUUCCGUCACCGAGUGAUACGGAUGUCUAUCCGAGUUUGAACUUCCGCAAACACCAUCCGUCCAUAUUUCCGGUGGACGAUGAUAAUUAUUCGGAGAUGAAAGCGGAUCUCGCGACCGUUUUCAAGAAAGGUCUUAUGUACAAAGGCAUCUAUUGGCCCAGUCUCACCAAUAGUUUUCAAAGCAAACACUUGGAGCUCGCCUACUUGCGAUAUUCGCACCGGCAACGACAGAAGUCGUUAAUUAUUGUCAACAUGGUGGAUCUGAUGCUCAAAGUGGCGUUAAUCUCGGUCUGGGCGACACAGAACGCAUCGGAAUUCAUCGAGAGUCAGAACAAUGAUGCGUUAAUCUGGAGCGUAUGCACCAUGCUUACGAAUAUCAUUGUUUGUCUCCUCGGAUGGUGGAGGUGCUUCGCUAAUAACUAUCUUCAUUGGGCAGCGAUAUGUACUUGGUUAUUAUUAAACGUCCAAGCGUUUGUUGCAAAAGGUCUUGGUUUUUCCAAGAUGGAAGACGUUGUGUGGUACAUCCUGUUUGCCAUUUUUGUUCCGUACGCCAUGUUGCCACUUCCGCUCAGAUGGUGCAUGAUGGCAGGGUGUUUGUCUUCAGUCGUGCACAUUAGCAUUACUAUUGUCAAUUCAGUGGUCUCUGACAAUGUGAAUGAUUACACAAGUGAAUGUCAAAUCCGGCGUAUUGUCGCUAACGCCCUCUUGUAUCUAGCAGUAAAUUUCGCGGGUAUGUAUACAAAAUAUUUAACAGAUAGAAGUCAACGCAAGGCGUUUUUGGAAACGCAUCGCUCGAUGGAUACAAGAUUCCGCACACAAUCUGAGAAUGAAAAGCAGGAGAAACUACUGCUUUCUGUGUUGCCUGAUUUUGUGGCGAAGGAAAUGAUUAGAGACAUUGCACGUGAGGAAGAACGUGGUGGAUCCUUUCAACCGCAUCAAUUUCAUAAGAUUUAUAUCCAUCGAUAUGAAAAUGUCAGUAUAUUAUUUGCAGACAUAAAAGGAUUCACAGCUCUGGCAAGUCAAUGCAGUGCACAGGAACUCGUGCGGAUUUUAAACGAUUUAUUUGCUCGGUUUGACAAAUUAGCAGCAGAAAAUAACUGCCUUCGGAUCAAACUCCUCGGCGAUUGUUACUACUGCGUGUCAGGACUACCGAUUGCCUGCCCUGAUCACGCGCUCUGCUGCGUCGAAAUGGGCCUCCACAUGAUACGAGCAAUCCGUGACACCAGACACAAAACAAAAGUCGAUUUGAAUAUGCGUAUUGGCAUACAUUCCGGGUCGGUGUUAUGCGGUGUCCUUGGUUUGCGCAAGUGGCAAUUCGACAUUUGGUCUUACGAUGUCCGCUUGGCGAACCAUAUGGAAUCAGGGGGUGUACCAGGAAGGGUGCAUAUAUCAGAAUCAACUUUCCAAUGCUUAAAUGGCGCGUAUGAAGUUGAAGAUGGUAAUGGACAGGAACGCGAUGCUUAUCUACGGGUGCACGAUGUCAAAACCUACUUGAUUAAGCAAAUUGAGCCGAAGAAAACGCGGAGAAGGUUACAAUCAAGGCCUAGUAUAUUUUCCAAUAAAUUGUGGCCUGAUGAUGACCAUGAAAUGUCUAUUAGUUCUCCGAGGAGUCCCACGAUAACACCAACAAGUCCCCCGUACACAAUGACCAUCGGAAGAGAGAGAAGUGAUAGUGGUAUUCAGCAAUCAACAGUUGAUGAGGAAAACACCACUGAUUGGAAACCGGAACUGCCAUUUGAAAAUUUGCGGCAUAAUUUAUCGGGUGAUUUGGAUGAAGAUAUCGACUCGUUGAACAUAUCGAACAAACAUCUCUAUGCAGAGAAGAGUACGUCAAUGGCGUUGAGUACCAUUGAACAAGUAGACGACAUUAUUGACCAAAGCAUUGAAAUCGCCACCAAUAAACGCAUGCGAUCAGCUAAUGUAAAUCCAUGGUCCUUGCGGUUUAAAGACAAAGACAUGGAAAGAAAAUUUAGCCAAUUACGAGAAGACAUGUUCAAGUCCAACAUGUUUUGUUGCUUUGUAAUAUGGAUUUUUAUUGUGCUCUGUCAACUUGCAAUUACCAAACACCAUUCAGUUGGAAUGAUUGCAUUUCUAUCAGUAGCAACAAUUUUACUCAUAUCAACAUCCGUGCUGGUAAUGGCGGAGGAGUUUCAGCAGUUUCCAACAGCCCUGCAGAAAAUCUCCUCGACAUUAGUGCAUAAUCGACGAUCGCGUACCGCGUUUAUUUGUGGUGUUAUCGUGCUAAUGGCGUGUGCAUCUUCAGCGAGUUUAAUGUUUGGAAAACCAGCGUUUACCUGCUUUAAAAAGGCUCAAACCGUAGCCACCGUCACAGAGACUGCAAUGUUUCGACGAAAUAAUAUAAAUCCCAUGCCAAAUAUUAAUAUUAACUUCACUCUAAUCGUGAAUAAUGUCUUUCAAAACCACAACACGUCUAACUUUUACGACGAUGAUUGUGUGGAUAAUAAUUGUACUUCCGUGGCGGUGAUAACAUCAUCAACAGAUAAAAUAACCCGGAGUGAUGGUAACAAUAGUGACAUCGCGAAAUCUCUUCAACUAUACGUUGUGGACAAUGAAUCAAAGAAUCUGAUAGGGAAUAAGUCUGAUCUCCAACCGCAAGUUGAUUCCCCACGUAGAAAGGAUGAUUUUUAUUUGUGUAUGCAUGCAGGAUAUGUCGUGUUUACGUGGGUGUUGUCCCUGAUAGCAUUAGCUACCGCUCUUAAAUUAUAUUAUCUCAUUAAGACGUUUCUGGCGGUAGUGUUGGUGACGGUGUACGCAGUGCUUAUCAUGGUGUUUUUUAAUGAUGUCUUCAAGGAGGAUAAAUGUAUUCGCAGCAGUGGCAUGGAGUUUAUUCCGCUGAGUGCGCAGAUGAUUAUUUUGUUGACUGUGUUCUUUGUGAUUGUGGCCUAUCAUGCGCGGCUGGUGGAGGUGACUUCGAGGCUGGACUUCUUGUGGAAGUUGCAGGCGGAAAAGGAACUGGCGGAUAUGCAGGAGACAAGGCAUAAUAACACACAGUUAUUGAAGAAUAUCCUGCCGGAUCAUGUUGCGCAGCAUUUGUCAAAUGAAAGGAAUGCUGAUGAGUUAUAUUCGCAAUAUCGACAAGAGGUUGGCGUCCUCUUUGCUAGUAUACCGAAUUUUACGGAGUUUUACUCGGAGGAUAUCAAUAAAGGCAUGGAAUGCAUACGUUUGCUCAAUGAGAUCAUUGCUGAUUUUGAUGAAUUAUUGGAUGAAGAACGUUUCAGUGCCAUAGAAAAAAUUAAAACCGUUAGCGCUACAGCAACGUACAUGGCUGCUUCUGGUCUAAACCCUACGCACAAGGAUUGUAUGAACACUGAAAGCUUGGAACAUUUAUGUGCACUUGUAGAUUUUGCUCUAGCAAUGAAACAACGCCUGGAUGAGGUCAAUAAGCAUUCAUUCAACAAUUUCGGCCUGCGUAUCGGAGUAACUUGUGGACCACUGGUCUGCGGUGUUAUUGGCGCACGCAAACCUGUCUUUGACAUUUGGGGUGACACCGUCAACGAGGCCUCGAGAAUGGAUUCAACUGGUGUUAUUGGUCAGAUCCAAGUUCCUAAAUAUACAGCUCAAUUGUUGGGCAUCAGGGGAUAUGAUGUAAAAUGUCGUGGGAUGAUUGAAGUCAAAGGUAAAGGGCAAAUGGAGACUUAUUUCGUUCUGGGUAAGAACGCAUCCGGCCCGCAAUGUUUCCAACGUCAGCCGAGUCAAUAUAAUAGUCUAGCGGCAGUUGUCUAUGCAAUGGCACAAACCAGACGGAAACACACUGGAAAUACAAGAAGUUCAUUGCAAGGGCGAGCCCGUGCGCAGAACAAAAACGACAAUCCAUCCAAGAAAUUAAUGAAGCAUAGUUCAAUGCGGUUGACACAUCGCACGCCAGCGAAUCCCGUACGUCGUAAUACAACCCGUGGUCAUCAUCGCAAUAUGCACGCAAGGUCCCAGCCCAACAUGCGACAGAUAAGCGCAUUUGGCAGUCAAAUCGACUCGCUUUCCGGUUCUACAAAGCAACACAAGUCAAUCGAACGUGAUGCGACCGUCACAAGUAUUCCGAAAGUCUGUGUGUCGCAGUCAGCCCCGCACACGCCCAUUGCCUACCCGAAUAUAGAAUGCAAUUCAGGCAAAAGUGUCCCGCGAGGUCUCUCUGAACCCAUUGUAACUUCCCGUACUAAACACGCGUCUAUUAAAUUCAAACACAUUGAAACUUCGCCAAGGGUGUUACGCACACCAGCAUCACCCAAAGGUAUCAACAAAAAGGAAUCCAAAUUCUUCCUACGUUCACCGCUUGCCAAACGUGAUAAUUCGUUUAAAUUCGAUCGGUUUAACAAGAAAAGUGACGGCACCGAUGUCUAGGUGACCUCUACUAGGUGAAUAUUAAUAUAUUUUUCUAGUCAUCAUCAUCAUGUCAAAAUAUAUUUUAACUAUGUACUUACUUUACUUAUUUUACGUUGUUAUUAAUGUAAUUAAUUAAUGAGAUUUUAUGUCCUCGAGGAGACAGAAGAGUAUAAAAAAACAAAUAUAUAAAUAUGCAUCAAAA
Dalotia coriaria is the source of this 5563-nucleotide messenger RNA. It is a transcript of the gene Ac78C, whose product is annotated as adenylyl cyclase 78C. The record is from RefSeq and is a predicted model, not a curated record. Gene Ontology annotation, cellular component: plasma membrane. Lineage: Eukaryota; Metazoa; Arthropoda; Insecta; Coleoptera; Staphylinidae. Gene Ontology annotation, molecular function: adenylate cyclase activity. Gene Ontology annotation, biological process: intracellular signal transduction; cAMP biosynthetic process; adenylate cyclase-activating G protein-coupled receptor signaling pathway.